CUCCAAGCAUGUCGCCUGUGACCUGGGCACCUGCCCCCCAUUCCACGUGUUCACGCAACUGCACCGUGAGGCCGGGCACACUGCACCCUGUUCCUAUUUUCCACACCUUGUCGUGACACAGCUCUGCGUGGCGAUCACACCCUUACCACGGGGGAGCAGGCUGUAAUGAUUUUUUCCAGUCAUCUGGGUUAGGAAAAACAUUUUUGUGCAUAAAGCGUUUCCUGAAUUUGGGGAUUUUGGCUUUUGUGAUUUUUUGCCUUCAGAAAGCAAUAGAAGUGGAAAUGUUGGGUAAAGGACAGACGUUUUCAAGGGCCUUGAAGGUGGUGGCCGGCUGCGCCCACCCCACCAUGAUGACCUGUGAUGUGGGGCCUCGGUCCUCUUCCCCUGCGCCAUGUAGCAGCCGAGGGUCUGGAGAGACAGGAUGAUGUUUGGGAGCCUUCGGCCCCAGGCCCCUGCCCCCGCUCCAAGCAGGCUCACGUGGUCCUGGCUUACUCUCUUUCAGAUCUUCCUGGCAGUGGCUAAUUUUGAACCAGAUGAAAAGGGUCAGGAGUUCUCUGUCAUUUACAAAUGGAGCCACAGAAAGCUGAAGUUCACCCCGUACCAGAGCAUUGCCACACACAGCGCCCGAGACUGGGAGGCCUUCGAGGUGGACGGGGAGCACUUCCUGGCGGUGGCCAACCACCGGGAAGGCGACAACCACAACAUUGACAGUGUCAUCUACAAGUGGAACCCAGCAACCCGGCUCUUCGAGGCCAACCAGACCAUCGCCACCUCUGGUGCCUACGACUGGGAGUUCUUCAGUGUGGGGCCCUACUCGUUCCUGGUGGUGGCCAACACCUUCAACGGCACCUCCACCAAAGUGCACUCACACCUCUACAUCCGGCUCCUGGGCUCCUUCCAGCUCUUCCAGUCCUUCCCGGUAAGGCCCCAGCAUGAGCCCCAGCUCUCCAUCAUUGGCCACUGUGCCUGCCAUAUGCACCUGCUGGACAGGUGACGUGGGCUGGGGUCAACCAAGAGCCACACCUAGUGCUGCUCUGCACCUGCAACCCCACGACCCAGGCAGGGCCUGCCCGUCUGGACAGCACAGGGUACCGCUCCUUGCCUGGCAUUUGAGCCCUUCCUGCCUGACAGCCUCUGUGUACCCAGGGACAGUUCAGGUGCCCAGAAAUGGGGCGGGAGGUGCAUCCUGGCUCUGCCCCACCUUGGCAUGGUGUCCUCAUACAGUGCCUGCCCCCUCCCUGGGCUCAGAGCAGGCCCUCUGUCCCCUUGGAAGCUCCUACAGUCUCAUCCAAGUCUGUAUGGGCGUUGGGGCCCUGGCCCAGGGGCAGCUGGGCAGCUCGGCUCUGGUCCAGGGCAGUGUAGGGUCUGGGUGGGGGCAGCACGGGACACUCCCCACCAGGCCCCACAUGUCCCUGGGCGGGUUCCAGCCACCACAAGGCCUUUGAGUUGAGGCAGUGACGGGUGCUAAUGAGGCCACCUCUGGGGUGGGGACAGCACGCUCCUGCUCCUGGCCAAGAAUGGGGAUGGGAGCUGAGGUGCGGGGUACAGGACAGGUCGGGGGACAUCUCCCCAUGUCAUGCUUAGCCUCUGUGUGAGCCAUGGUCCCUGGUUCCCGGGAAAGCAGCUCAGGGCCUUUGCAGUGCCGCCAACAGCACUCCCUCUAUUUGCUAUAAACCUAUAAACGUGCCUCUCAUAAGACAUCACCUCCCUGAUAUCCUUCCGGAAUCUUCUGUGCCCUCUGACCUGGUGACUCAUUCCCCUGCAGCAAUGUUCUCAGGGUGCUCUGUACCCGAGGCAGUGAGACUCACCCAGGCCACUCUUGCCAUGUGAGCUGCCCCCAGUGAGGCUGGUACAGGGGCAGAGCUGUGGCGGACGCUGAGGCCUGGGUCCCCCCACCCCCAUCAGGGUGUCUGGAAAAACAGGGACAGCAGUCAGACCUUGCCAAGCUGCCCCUGCAUUAGACAAGAGGCUGCGCAUGCAGUGGUGGGGGCUUUAAGGCUGAAAUGAUUGAAGGCAUUCUGGAACAUUCCGUACAUACAUCUCAUGAGAGCAAGCCUGCAGGUAGUACAUGGGAAUGAACUUCAAAAAGAAAGGGAGGAAGGUGUGCAGCAAUCGCAGGUUCCUGGAGUCCCUCCACCCAGCAAGAGUGAGGGCAGCUCAGGAAACUGAGAGCAUGAGCACCUUGAGAAGCCCGCAAGGGCCGGGCCAGGAGUCGUGGCUGACAGGGACCGACCGCGCGUGGCAGUGCCCGAGAGGGACCGACCG
Molecule: messenger RNA, 2265 nt
Organism: Sapajus apella (tufted capuchin)
Lineage: Eukaryota; Metazoa; Chordata; Mammalia; Primates; Cebidae
Product: thrombospondin-type laminin G domain and EAR repeat-containing protein-like
Exons: 2
Coding region: 422-994 (190 amino acids)
Biological process (GO): signal transduction
Source: RefSeq, a predicted model, not a curated record